AUUAAUGUUAACUGCGAUGAUCAUUACGUAAACAUUUCAAUUCGAAUGACCUUUAUGGGUUUACAAGUAUUUAAAUAUUCAAUAUAUUCAAAUCUGCAGCUCCUGCUAAUUAUAAAAUUAAUGACCAAUAUUUUAUCCAUGAGACAGUCUAUUUGUAUUUGUCUUCUCCAAAAUCUCUCCUUAAUUGUCAUGCUGGAAGCAUAUAAUAUAUUUUAUAUAUUUUGGAUGUCAUAAAUUUUCUUAAGUUUUAUUCUUCAGAAUUACUUACCUAUAAAGUAGGGUACGAGCUACUUAUUGUAAACUGAAAUUUCGAAUUUUAUUAUUUAUAUAUAAUGGUUUAUUAUUUCGUUUAAUCAACUGUAGGUAAAAUCACUAAGCCUUUGAGACGCGUACCAUUUGAGUUUUCAUAUUAUCCAUGAAUAACUGUGCACCCGUGCAUUCGAUAAUAAUUCAAACAAUUAAUUAUCAUUUAUAUGACUUAAGAUCACAGAAAUUAAUUUGUAUGAACAAUUAUAUAGAUUAUAUUUAUGUCUAUAAUUAUAUAAUCUAUAUUCUAUAAUUGUUUUAUUCUAUAAAUCAUUACCUAUUUCUUAUAUCAAGGCUCAUGGCAUUUUUUGUUUUAGUUGAUAACAAAUCAGAUUACCAAAACAUUUGAUAAAUAUAGUAGGUAUUCGAUUGCAUAUUGCUUAAGCGUUUUCGGUUCUCCUUUAAAAUGUCUAAUUAUUGAGUGUCUAUUUUUCACGUGAAUUUGUUAUUAAUUCUGAACUAUAAACAUCAAAGACAUGGCAAUUAUCUGUCAGUCAACACUACUGUGCAGUCGUAAUUUCGCCGUCUAUUUGCUGAGAAAUCAUUACAAGGUGAGUCUCGAGUAAAGUCUACAGAUUCUUUAUAAACAUACCAACCGAUGGGUCGUACAGCUCGUCAUCGAUCUAAAUCCACUUCGUCCGACCUACGUCCUUCCACUGGUUACCAGUUGGAAAUCGUCUCUUUGACAUCGUGGAUGAAAGCUCAUGGAUGGAAGCCAACGUGUCGUUUGGCACCGGCUUGUUUUGCAAACACUGGCCGUGGAUUGAUGGCAGCUAAAAACAUAAGCGUAGGACAACCACUUGCCAUUGUUCCUGGUUGUCUGGUCAUAACGGUUGACAAAGUGUCAUUGUCUUCAUUCGGCAAACAUUUCACUUCUGUGUACAAAACACAACAGGUAUUAGCUACAUACCUUAUGUUCGAACGACAUAGAGGAAUCGAAUCGUUUUGGUAUAAUUAUAUUCUCUCAUUGCCCACGGUUAUCUCCAACGCAGCAUAUUGUACUGCUGAAAAUUUGCCAUGCGAUUUAUCAGAGAAAGUUUUAGACCACCAAAAUACAAUACUGACUACAUUCAAUCAAAUCAUGUCUGAAAUGUCUUCUAUCAUUUGUUUACACUGUUCUGACACUUUUGGUAAUAUUUUUACAUUUAAAGCAUAUACAUGGGCAUGGUCAAUCGUAAACACUAGAGCAGUUUAUAUAAGUCCAGACUGUAGUUUAAAAAACAAAAUAAAAUUGUCAGACGUCAACAAUCUAGCGCUCGCCCCAUAUAUUGAUAUGUUCAAUCAUUCUCCUCUAGCUUGUGUUCGAGCAACAGUCAAUCGUGUUAAUGGUGCAUACACUAUUGUUACUGAAAAGUUAUUUAAAAAACAUUCUGAAGUGUUCAUUAACUAUGGACCACACUCCAACACUAAAUUAUUUCUAGAAUAUGGAUUCAUUGUACCGUCCAAUCCACAGGAUUUUGUUAAUUUAUUAGCCAAUGAAAUAAUUUCCAAAACAGGCAAAAAUCCGAAUAAAAAACAAAUGGAAAAACUUAAAACUCAUAAUUUAUUGGAUGAUCAUUAUUGUACAUCUGAGGGCUUAGCGUGGUCAUCAAGAAUUUUAAUAUACUUGUUAAUUUAUUCAGAUAGACUAAAUGAUGAAGAAUUAAAAAAUCGGGUGUUUUCAAACUUGUUUGAUCAAAGUGAAAUUGAAGCUAUUUCUAAAAUUGGAACUAUUGUUGUAGAGACAAAGCUAGAAGAGACAAAACACUGGGAAUCAAAUAUGUUGAAUAUAUUAGAAAGUAAUCAGGAAGAAAAAGCAACUGGUUUUGGGGUCGCUACAGAACUUGUAAAGGAAAAUCGAAAAUUACUUGAAAACUGUUUACAAUCAUUAAAUGUUUAGUAAUAAUCUAUUUAGUAAAAAUUUUCUUUUGGAAAUAAAAUAUAAAUAUACCCAUUUUGAGGUAAAUUUGUUGAUUUUUUUACAUCUGGUUUUUAAUUAAACAAUAAGUAUAGUCAUUUAGUAUUUUUAGGUACUUGGUUUAAUUGUUUAUUAAAUAUAAUACUUAAUAUUAAUUAAUUUACUUUAUAAAAUAAACGUAAUGACUCAAACAGAGUCUGAUAAUUCAUUAUCAAUAUAAUAUAUUUAUCUAAAGGCAACCACGUCUUUAUUUAUGUCAGAUAAAUUAUUAUUGCCUAAAACUAAAUUUAAAAAAAAGUGGUGGAUUGUUAUUCUGGCCUCAUAAAUAUAUUUUUAUACUCCGAGGAGUGAGAAUAAUUUCUGCUAUUUAAAGUAAGGUAGGUAAAUUAAUAAAUACUAAAAAGAAUACAACAUUUUCUAAUUAUAAGAAAUAGAUGUUACAAUUCAUUGUUUUAAAUUGAUUCAUACAUAAAUCGCACUUGCCCAUUAUUAAAUAAAAUCCCUAUUGACUGUACACAAAAUAAAUUUUGUUUUACAGACAUUAUUUUACAUUAAAAAUAUUAAACCCAAUUUAUCGUAUUCAUUAUGUUUAAAAAAAGAAAAAAUACACUCACACACUUAUAUUCCAUGUAAAUAUUUGAAAACUAUUAGUAUUAAUGAGGUAUUCAUACAGAAAUAUAUGUUAUUCUAUAUUAGAUGUUCAGAUAUCUUGUACAACUACAAAUUAUUCAAUCAAUGUAAAUUUUAUUGUUUUUCAAAAACUUGUAUUUUGCUUUGAAAUACUAGUAGAAAUUAAAGUUUUCAUACAUUUUCACUUGACACUUUAUAAAAAGUUUCUGUUCUUUUACAAAUUAAUUUAAUAUUGAUUUUUAUUAACCCUCAAAAAUAGAGUUGCUAUUUAGCUAUACACUGAUUCAUAUUUUCUGGUCAGAAAUAUUUACUAUAUAUUUUAAUUAUUUAUAUCUAUAUUAUUACAAAUUGAGUACUCAAUUUGUGUUAGUUUUAAUAUAAAAAAUUAAACAUUAUGGUAUUCAAAAGUAUAAGUUUUAUUUUUGCAGGCUACAUCUGUUGGUUCUGGAUAUCAUCAAAAUGUGUUUUACAAUCGACAAAAAAAAUUACAAUUUGCACAGAAAUUGGAAACACGCUUAUGUUAUCACAUUGGUGGUUCUCAUGUUAAAGAAAAUGUGCCCAUAAUAGAAGCUAAAGAUAUCACUGGCAAAGAAAUGAUCUUGGGUAUGUUGCAGUAUAUUUGGCCAAAGGUUGGUUCUUAUUUUAUAAAAUACUAAUUCUUUAAAACGUCUAAUUAAAAUAUAAUGUACAUACAUUAUAUAGGAUGAUAUGAUGAUUCGCAAACGAGUUACAUUAGCUCUCGGCUUAUUAGCUUCUGCUAAAAUGAUAAAUGUAACCGUACCAUUUCUUCUUAAGUAUGCGAUUGAUGAACUCAAUGUAAAUCUAAGUCCUGGAGGAGAUGCGUUGUUGACAUUAGAUUCAGCACCUGAAACCGUAUUGACUGUUGCAACAAUGCUGUUGAUAUCGUGUGAGUAUUAGUAAGUUCUAAGUAGAUAAAUGGGUUGGGUAGGUUUCAAUGGCCUGAUCACUGAAGAAAGGGCUUAAGCAGGAUUUUAUUUAUUGGUCCAACCUAUCCAACCACUCUCAUAUUAUUGAUUUCAUUAUUCAUAUUUGUAUUCAGUAGGUACAUUAGGUCAUAUGAUAAAGUUCUCUCAAUUUUAAAUUCUAUAUAAUUCAGUUUGAUUAACAUUAAACUUUAUUUAAGGAUAUAAUACUAAUUUUUCAUUAUAUAUUUCUAUUUUUAAAGAGUUAAUAAAAAUUAUAUUUUAUACAAUUUAACCAUAUUAUUAAAUAUUAAAUUAAGUCUUGAAAUUUCUUCAAAAUACUUCACUAUAUUGUCUAUGAAUUCAUCUUUAUCUAUUUUCAGUACCAUGUCUUCUUCAAUACCUAGGAUAAGUGGCUUCCUUGAAGUUUAGCCCCACCAAGUUAUCCGAUCGACUUUAACCUUAUACAAAUAUUUUUCAAAUUGUGAAAGCUGAGUUACAAUUUUAAAUUCUCAUGUUAAAUAUCCCCAAUUUUACAUUUAUCUAUGACUUCAUAUUUAUUAAUAAAAUAAUAAAGUAAAAAUAAAAUUAUUAAAAUGCUUAAUAUUUGUAAAUAAAUAUAUAAAUCAAAAAUGUAUUUAUAAAAAUAAAAAUAAAAUAAAUAAAUGAAUGAAUGCGGUCACCCGGAGUAUUAUGUUAAGUAUAUUCAUUCAUUAAUUUAUUUAUUUUAUUUUUACUUUUAUAUAUUUUUACUAAAUAAAUAUUUAUUAUUAUAUUCAUUGAUAUAUUCAUCAUUACUAUUAUCUGUUAAGGAAGAGUUAAAUAAUUGUGACAUUUUAAAUUCCAAGCAUAGCGAAGGAGUUAUUGGUUUUACUAAGAUGUUUAUUUGUUCUUUCUUUCUUCUAGUCUGUGGACACGUUUUUUACUAGUAAACUUGCUCCGAUUUUUAUGUGUAGCAACUUGUUUGAGAGCUUAAGUUGUUUAUAUAGUUCUUUAGAGGAAAAAAGAAUGAGGAUAUUUUUUAAUUUUAAGUUUUCUACCAGAAAAAAUGAUUUAAUUGAAAAAUCACAAGACACCUUUUUUAUUUAAUUUCUUACGGUAUCAUGCCUAAAACUUUUAAGCUUUUAAGGCAUUUUAAUUUUCGGGAGUUUUUUUGCUGUAAUUUGGUUAUAAAUACAUGUAAACUUGAAACUUGGUAAUAAUACUUAUAUUAGACUUACCUAGACAUGGUAAAAUUUCCUAAAUCAUCAGACGACUUUUGAUUUUCUUUUUGAAACAAUACUAAAUAAUGAGAAGCAAAUUGUUUUAGUUCAAGAAAGACAGAUUCUGUUUUGACUUUGGAUAACUUUAUUAUUUUAUUCAAAUCAUCAACAGGAUUUUUUUCAAGCUCCACAUUUUUACCAUACUUUUUUUGAUCUAACCAACUAUAAUCCAUUAAAGUACCUUAAUUUGGGAUAAACCUUUUUUUGAUAUUAUUAAAUAUGUUAUCGACAAUUAUUUGAAAAAGAUAUUCUUCUAAGAUGCUGGAUAGAAUUAAUAUUUUGUCCAUCAUCAAAAACCUUUUUUCUACAUAUUUUUUUCUCUUUAAAAUGCAUUUAUGAUGAUACACUGAGAUACAAGUACUCUAUAUAAGUUAUUGUAACAACAAUUUUUAUUGGAAACGAAAAUAACAAUUAGUACAUGGAAUCCAUGUAGCUAUGUAAUAAGGUUGUUAUAUUAUGUGAACAGAAAUUUUAAUUUCCGAACUUUUUUGAUUAUUGUUUAAGUGUAUAAUAGUUCCAUAUCGCCAGAUUUGGAAAAAUACCGAUCAUUUGUUGGUGUGUCCAUUAUUUAUAAAUUAUAAUGUACAGUAUUCCAUUUACAGUGUAUCUGGAGUACAUUCAGUAAACAAAAUUAAAAGCUCGAGACCCAGAGACUCGAUGACUACCUAGAUUCAAUGACAUUAUUAUUAUUAUUUUUUUUUUUGACUGAUUAUAAACUUCUGUGAACUCUCAAACAAGUUAAUAGUUUAUACUAUUACAUAAAUUCAAACUUUGAUAGUAAAAAUAAAUAACUCCAUUUUAUAUUUAUUUAAUAGACUUGUCUAACUAAGAUCAUUGGUUAUAACUUAUAAAUAUAAAAUAUUUCAAACAAUUUUUUUUAGAUGGUGUAUGCCGAGCUGCUGCUGCUGGUAUGAAUGAACUUCGUAAUGCUGUGUUUGCUAGUGUUGCCCAGCAGUCCAUUAGAAAAAUUGCCAGAAAUGUUUUCUUACACCUGCACAAUUUAGACCUUAGUUUUCAUUUAUCAAGGCAAACCGGUGCAUUAUCUAAGGUUGUAUUCUAUCACUACUCUAAUAUUUAAUUGUUUAAAUUUUGAACAUAAUAUUAUUAAACCUAGUGACUAUAAUGUAAAAUACAUUUUAGGGUUUAAUUUAUUAAUUUUGAAUUUACCUUUCUAGGUAAUCGACCGUGGGAGCCGUGGAAUAAACUUUGUACUUUCAGCUAUGGUAUUCAAUAUUGUGCCUACAGUAUUUGAAUUAGCUCUUGUCAGCACUAUUUUGGUAUGUAUUUGUAAUAAAAAAAUGAGUGAAAUUGGUUUAAUAAACGUUUUUGAAUCAGGGAUGAACUGAAGGUGGGUUGUGGGAUGGUGCUACACUCCCUCAUUUGGUAAUAUAAUUAUAUAAUAAAUUUAACAAAUAAUGUCAAAACAAGAAAAAGAAAAUUUAAUAAAUGAUAUAAUAUGAUCUAAUAAGUUAAAUAAGUUAAGAUUAUUUUAACUUCAUAUUUCUAGGCAACUGCAGAUAGAGUGUCAAGGCAGCUUAGUGGUGAGAGUUGGUAUAAGAUAACUAAACUUAUCUACCUAUUUCUCAUUUUAUAUUUUUAUCAAAGCUCCAAUUCUUGGUAUUGUUAAUUCUAAUCGGAAGUUUAUAACGCUGAAGCAUUGCAUAGUUUGAUUGUGAAGAAAUAAUUAUAAUUAAAUAAAUAAUAUGUAUAUUAUGUAAAAUAAAAAAGGGCAAACUUCACACUAUGGAUAGGCCACCGUUGGAGAUUGGUUAUACAUGUUUUGUUAUAUUAAUAUUUACUAUUUUCAACAAAAUUUGAUAUUAAAUUUCUUGUAAAAAAUAUUCUUGAUUCCACUCAAUUAUUUUUUUUACCAAAAUUUACGAUUUAUAAUGAACCUCUUGUUAAAAUGAAUUGUCAAGCAUUUCUAUAGAGUCUAACAAUAUUAUCCACAAAGUAUCUACCAAAUAAAAAUUGCAUAACAAAACCCUGUAAAAUUAUAAUGUCUAUAAAUAGCUCAGAAAUAUCACAAAUAUUUUGAAAAUACUACCACGUUUAGAAAAGCCAUUUAUAAAAGUUCUGUCCAAAUUGCAAGGCUAAAUAAAUAUUUUGAAUUGUAUUAAGUACAGCAAAAAAACUAAAUUAAAAAUUUUAAAAGCAUAAUGUUUAAUAAAUUUUCCAAGAGCAAGAUUUUUGGUAGAAAUUAUUACACAGUAUAAAAAAAUAAAAAAUUUAAAACCAAUACAUUCCUCGUUUGCUCAGAAUCUAAAAAUUGGCUCAAUUAUGGUUACACAUUUUAAAUAAAUAGGUAACUUGAAUAAUUUCAAAUUUCAAAAUGUUUAAAUAGAACACAGAUAUGAAAAGAUUGAGAACUGCUGGCCUAAGUGAUAUAUUGUUUACCUCACAUAACAACUGAUGUGUUUUUAUUUUUAUUUUUUUUAGGGAUUAAACUGUGGUUCAGAAUUUGCUGCCUUGUCUGUUGGUUGUGUUUCUGUUUACACAGCAUAUACCCUAUUGAUAACUCAAUGGCGAACUAAAUUCCGAAUUUAUAUGAAUCAAGCAGAAAAUGAAGCAGGAAAUAAAGCUAUGGACUCGUUAAUAAAUUAUGAAACAGUAAAGGUAAAUUUACUUAUGUUAACUCAUAAUUUACAUUUGAUUAAAAUUUAAAAUUUAUAAAUUCUUAUUUUUAUUAUUUAUUUUAAAUUGUUUGUUUUUGUUGAUGAUCAAAUAAUAAUUAUCUGUAAAUAUCAAUUUUGUAUUCAUGUAAAAUAACCUUUUAUUGAGUAGUUAUUAUGAAGGUAAUAAUUAAUGAUGAGACCAAUAUUUAGAUUUAAGUGAUUAAAAGUAUAAUUAUAUUUUAGAUUCUGAGUGGAGCAAAUAAGCUUAUGAUUUUACAAAGAUGUUUAUUUUAUUAUGAUUUUUUUUUUUUUGUUCUGUGAACAACUUUUCUACAAGCAAUUUUGCUCCAAUUUAAAUUGAUAACAAUGUUUCUAAAAUUCAAUUUUUGAAAUUUGCAAUAGUCAUGCAUUUAUAAUUUGCAGUGUUUUAUUUUAAAUUAUAUUUAUUUUUGUUAUUUUAUGAACUAUUAAUAUAUAGUUAGAUCGGGUAGGUAUGAAUUAUAAAUUGGAUUAGGUUAGGUUAAUUGGAUUUAUAAAUUGGAAUAUACUAAAAAUAAAUUAAAUUAUUUUAGUAUUUAUCCAAAAAUUGAAUUAUUAUUUUUUAGCUUAUUAAAGUUUUAAAUAUCAAAUUUAAUUGCAAUAUAUUGUAAUUAAUGAUGGCAAAAAGUUUAUGGUUCAUUAAUUUAUAAGUUCAGCAUUGUUUUUAAUUUUAAAUAUUUAUGUAUAAUUAUUUCAGUAUUUUAAUAACGAAUUGUAUGAAGCUGACAGAUAUGAUCGGGUCUUGCAGAAAUUUGAAGCAGCUUCACUAAAGACCACUUGGAGUUUAGCGGUUUUAAAUUUUGGUCAAAACGCCAUUUUUAGUGUUACAAUAAGUGCUGCCAUGUUAUUGGCAGCCAAACAUAUAGUUGAAGGUAAUGAUUAGAAAGAAUUGAAUUGAGUUGUUAAUUUUUUUUUUAUAUAUAUAAAAAUAAAGAUAAUUGUAAAUAUAGUCAAUUACCAAUCUUGGUCAUUGCAGAAAAUAUUUAUUUUCUCACUUAUUUACUAAUGUUUACUUACUUAAUUUUAACAAAAUCCUCCAGGUAAUAUGACAGUUGGUGAUCUAGCUAUGGUGAAUGGUCUCUUGUUUCAACUGUCCAUGCCACUUGGAUUUCUUGGAUCUGUUUACCGCGAAGUGAGACAGGCUUUGAUUGACAUGCAGUCCAUGUUUGCGAUCAUGUCGUGUGAUCCACUUAUAAAGGUAUGGUAUUAUGGACUUUAAAAUAAUUUAUAAUAGACAAUAUUUGUUUAUAUUUAUAAUAUAGGUUCUAUAAAUAUCUAUAAAUUUAUUUGUAUUUUUUGCCAGAACCAUGUUGAUGCUGUUCCGUUGGCCGUAAACAGAGAAAACGCAUCAAUCGAAUUCCGUAACGUUAGUUUCGGGUAUCACAAUGGCAAAUCCAUUUUGAACAAUCUGUCAUUUUUUGUGCCACCCGGAAAAAAAGUGGCCAUAGUCGGAGGCUCUGGAAGUGGGUAAGCAUCAUUAUAAGUUAUGUUAUUAUAGCUAUAUAAUGGAAAACAUUAAAUUGUAGUCAAUAAUUUUACUAAAAAAUAUUGUUAUUAACUACCUAUACUUAUAAGAUAUGUGAGUAGUUUCGUAAAUGUAUACAAAAGAUGCAGAUAGGUACUCAAGUUUAAAAUAAUUAAUAUGAUUAAGUUAGCCAUUAGGCAUGAUUCUCAAAUUUUUUUAUUAUACUUCUUGGCUCUUGCACUUCGACUUUUUAUCAGAUUUUAAUGUAAGUGGAUAUGUUUUUCUUAUUUUAUUUUUGUUUGUCUUGUUUAAACUUCUAACUGCAUCUGUCUGGUUGUACUUAUAUUAAAUGCAUUUUGGUAAUUUACUAAUUUAUACACAAAUUUUUCAGGAAGUCGACAAUAAUCAGAUUGCUGUUUAGGUUUAUUGAACCCACUUCUGGUGAAAUAAUUAUUGGUGGACAAAACAUCAAGGAUGUUGACAUUAAUAGUCUGCGGAAAUGUAUGGCCGUAGUCCCUCAGGUUGGAGACUACAUAAUUAAUACCUAUCACAGAUCGUUUUUGAGUGAAAAAUGUUUCUGAACUACGUAUGAAUAUAAUACCUAUUAAAAAACCAUUAAAUAAUAUUAUAAAGUUUAACUCUUUGAGUUUAUAAAUAAUAGGUAAAUAUAUAUAAUAAUGGUUGAGAAUAAUGUGUAUGCUUAAUUUGAAAAAAAAAAUUAUGUGAUCAUACCCUAAAAAGAGAGGCAUUCAAAAUACUGAAAUACUAAAUAAAUCCCUGUUUAAUGAUAUCACCAGAUUCAUUUAGCACCUUAUAAUACACAUUCAAAUUCGAUUGGGUAUUUAGGUUUGACCACUCAAGCAAAUACUCUAUAUGAGAAUAUGGGACAUUUGCCGAAAUUUUUGUCAGGAUUUUGAUUAGGAUUGUGAAAAUACUUUAAAAAUAAAUAUUAUUCAUGUAAAAAUUUUAUACAUGAAUGAUAUUUCAUUUGUAAGCAAAUAAGUUUACUAUUUUGUAAUGUCCACAGGAACAACAUUUUAAUUAUUUUUACAUGUAUUUAUCUAAAUAAUAUAAUUUGAACUCUGAAGUAUUUUAUGUUUUCUAUAUGUGUUCUAUAGUAUUCGUUGUUUUUUAUUACAUUGUGCAUAAUAUGGAAUUUCUAAAUUUAAUUAAUACAGUACCUAUUCGAAAAACAUUUGAGCCAACAAUGCCAUGGACACCAUUUCUAUAAUGUAAUUAAUAUAAUACUACCUAUUGAUUAUUUAUAGGAUUCAGUUUUAUUUCAUGACACCAUCAUGUACAACCUCCAAUACGGUGAUAUGAGCAAGCCCGAGUCAGAAGUUAUUGAGGCUGCCAAACUUGCAGAACUUCACAACUCAGUGCUUGGAUUGGUCGAUGGGUAUUCCACUCGAGUGGGCGAACGGGGCUUGAUGAUAUCAGGUGGCGAAAAGCAACGGGUGUCUAUUGCCCGAGCCAUACUCAAAGACAGUCCCAUUCUAAUAUUUGACGAAGCCACAUCUUCAUUGGACUCUAUCACCGAACAGGUCAGUUAAUAUAUUUUUUACUAUUAAUAUUGUUUCAUUCAAUCCUCUGGAGUAAAUGAUACGUUUUUUUUGGAUGCAUUAAAAAAUAAUAACUGUACGAUUCGGGUGAAUUUCAAUAAAAUGUAGAUAAAUAUAAAUAAAUAUAUAUAUUCACUUUUAAGGUAGGAGGAGAGUAGUGGGGUAUCAUUUGUGUAGUGGCAUGGCGUGCAGCGUUUUAUUAGUGUUUCACUUUUUUCCUCCUACCUAAACUUAAAAGUGAAGUAUCUCGUCAAUGGGUUGACAAUAAUUAAAAAUAUAGACACCAAAAUUUAUUUAAAGUAAUACUCCAUCUAUUUGUGAAAUUUUUAAUAUAGGUUCUCAUUUAGAAAACCAAAAUUGGUAUAGCCACAUGAUACUCCUUAAAUGUUAUGCAAAAUAUAUGUAUUUGAAAAUAUCUGCUUUAACUGCACUUAAAAAUCAUAAUUUGAAUAUAUACAACAUUUAACCAAAAAAAUAGUGAGUACGCUUAGUGAAUCACCCUGUAUAUACACACUAAUUUAUUGGACAUAAAAAAUUGUAAAAUAAAGCUCACAUAUUAUAUUAUUGUAGGUAUAGUAUUCGUGGAAUCGUAUUUUUGUCUGGAAGCUGUUAUAUCAAACACAUAAAUUAAUUUUAGUAUAUGGUAGACAACUUUAAUCUCUUUCAAAUCCAUAGUAUUAAUGUUAGUGUUUUUUAAAAAAACAUUAAAACAAACUUGUUUAUCCAAUGGUUAAAUUUAAUAUAUAUUUUUGUGACUUGCACAAGCCAUCUUAUCUUAAUUUUAAAUAUUUGACCCAUCGAUUUUUUAUUAUAAUAUUUUAUUUAUAUAUAUAUAUAUAUAUAUAUAUGUGUGUGUAUUAUAUAUUUAUUAUUAUUAUUUAUAGAAUAUAUUGAAGGCUUUGCGACGAGCCACGCAGAACAAAACAAGCAUCUGCAUCGCCCAUCGGCUUUCGACAAUUAAAGACGCUGACGAUAUUAUGAUAUUAGGCAAUGGCUCCGUUGUAGAGAGUGGAAGCCAUCAAAAACUGAUGGAACAAAAAUCGUCCGAAUACUCAAAAAUGUGGAAUAUUCAACAAGACACAGCAUCAUAAUGGAAAUAAAAAACCAACAAUAUUAUUAUGUCUGUGGUCUCUAUUUGUUUUAUACCAGUGUGAAUUUCAAUUGUUUCCCUUGUACAGUUGUAUCUAUUCAUAGACCACAAUAAUUAAUAUACCCUUUGUAUGUAUCCUACCAACCAUUUACAAAAUCUGUGUGAACUAGUUAUUAGUCAUUAUAUUUUUGGCUGUUUUUGAAACAUAUAAUACAUUAUUAUAUUGUAUGUACGUGUGAUUGUUUUGACAUUUAAGUAUUAUAAAAAUUAUAUAUUAAAGAACCUAUAGAUAUCACCCGUGACCAACAAAAAUGUACUUAUUACAGAAUAUUGUAAAUUAUUGAUCAUUAUUAUUCAUUAUUUGUUUUCUCGAUAAAUUCAUUUGGAAUUGUUCAUUCUCCGAAUCGACCUCUUGUUUAUCAAUUUAAAUUGUUUAUAUAUCAAGUGUACACUUGUAGUUAUAGCAACAAAGUACCUAACGUUGUACCAAAGUUUUGCAGUCUUACUGAAUUUUUUUUUAUUCCCUUGGAAAUAUUUUCGAAUAAUCAUUUUUGAUGAAAUUUUUUUCAUGCUAUAAAUUCAGACACGGAUACUUCUCAUAAUUUAUGGUACCUACUUUAAUUGUAAAUUUUAAAAAAUAAUAGAUAAUCGAUUUUGUUCAAUUGAAUAAAAAGCUACUA
Cinara cedri is the source of this 12469-nucleotide messenger RNA. The record is from the annotation of a GenBank genome assembly. NCBI's taxonomy places the organism in Eukaryota, Metazoa, Arthropoda, Insecta, Hemiptera, Aphididae.